UUCAUCUUAACACAAAAUACACAUAGGAUAACGAAAUUUAACAGAAAUCCCCAACUUUCAGACAAUGCUACACCGGUCCAGCACCGUCUAACCCAAAAAUGCUCCGAUCCCGGCGUCGCCCCCACUACGCCACCCACCUCUGCGCCUUAACCGCCGCCGUCCUCCUCCUCCUCUCCGUCUCCAUCCUCUACAUCCGCCUCACCUCCCACCAACCACCACACCCCCACCACCACCACCCCGACCUCACCUCCAACCCUCUCCUCGAAGACUCCGAUCCCGACGACCGUACCUCCGACGACGACCGCAUCGACAUCCUAGACGACACCGUUCAAGACGAUCCAUUCUCUAGGGUUUCAGACGAAGAAGAAGAAGAAGACGACAUCUUCAACCAUUAUUCCGACGAUGACGUCACCGAUCAACCUAGGGUUUCCAAAUAUUAUUAUGAUCAUGUGCAGGGAGUGAUUCGGCGUGCGUUUGAUAAGCGAUCGAUUGAUCAGUGGGAGGAUUAUGUUAAUUUUGAUUUGAAUAGUGCUGGAUCAGGUUCUGGUUUAGGUUCUGGUUUUGUUGAUUUAGGGUUUGGUUCAGACGACGUCGUUUUGGAUGAUAAUGUGAGGAGGAAACUGGCUCAAGUGAAAGGGGUUGAGGAUGCACUUUUGUUGAAGGUUUCACCUUUGAAGGAAGGGUGGGGGGAUUGGUUUGAGAAGAAGAGUGAUUUUUUGAGGCGUGAUCGGAUGUUUAAGUCGAAUUUGGAGAUGUUGAAUCCGAUGAGUAAUCCGUUUUUGCAGGAUCCGGAUGGGGCGGGGGUUACCGGGCUUACUAAAGGAGAUAAAAUGAUUCAGAAGCGGAUAGUUAACGACUUUAAGAAGGUACCUUUCGGGGUGUCUGUAACAUCUGUUGACAAUCCGAUGUCGAAAACGAAGGUUGAGAGUGAAAACAAGGUUGCCGAGCGAAGAACUUUGGAUGAGGGGAUUCGAGAGGUUGUUGAUAAAAGUGACGAAAUGAGAAAUGAGUUUUCGGGUCAGAUUUAUGCGGACGGGAAGAGAUGGGGAUACUUUCCCGGUUUGCAUCCUCGUUUAUCGUUUUCAAAUUUCAUGGAUGCUUUCUUUAGGAAAGGGAAGUGCUCGAUGAGGGUUUUUAUGGUGUGGAAUUCGCCACCGUGGAUGUUUACUGUUCGACACCAACGUGGGCUUGAAAGCCUGCUGUUUCACCAUCCGGAUGCUUGUGUUGUGGUCUUUUCUGAAACUUUAGAGCUCAAUUUCUUUGAUGGUUUUGUAAAAGACGGUUUCAAGGUUGCUGUUGCCAUGCCGAAUCUAGAUGAGUUGCUGAAAGAUACACCGACCCAUGAAUUUGCUUCUGUCUGGUUCGAAUGGAGGAAGACAAAGUUUUAUCCUACGCAUUACAGCGAGCUUAUCCGCCUGGCUGCUCUUUACAAAUAUGGUGGGAUCUAUCUUGAUUCUGACGUUAUAGUGAUAAAACCGCUCUAUUCGCUAUCUAAUAUGGUGGGCCUAGAGGAUGAAUCAUCUGCAAGUGAUUUGAAUGGAGCUGUGAUGGUAUUUAGAAAGCACAGCCCGUUUAUAAUGGAGUGCUUGAAGGAGUUUUAUGCAAGUUAUGAUGAUACAAACUUAAGGUGGAACGGGGCUGAUCUUUUGACUCGAGUUGGAAGUAAGUUUCUGCAUGAAGAAAACGGGUUCGAGAAUCAGAUGGAACUGAAACUGCAGCCCUUCUUUGCUUUCUUCCCUAUAAGUCGUAAGAGUAUCACACGAUAUUUCACCCAACCUACAACUGAUGCUGAAAAAGCCGAUCAAGAUGCUCUAUAUCAAAAGAUCGUUGAUGAGGCGUUAGUAUUUCAUUUCUGGAACAGCUUAACAUCUAGUCUAGUUCCUGAGGCCGGGAGCCUAGCAGCCAGACUUAUUGACCGACAUUGUAUCCGUUGUUCUGAUAUGUUGUAAAAUUUGUAUCUCAUAUUCACCCACGAUCGGCUUCGAGUCCAGUGAGGUAUAUAAGUUAUUGUUGAUCACUUUACGUCAAUGAUUUCUGGGAGGGUUCGUGAUCCUGUAUCAUGGGCGUUGGAAAUGAUAUAUAGUUUAGAUAAAUGCAAAGUUUUCUGCAGUUUAGUUUGUGUAAUCAUCAACUGGAUUUCUCCUUGAGGUACAAAUAUUGUUGAAUUUUGUAUAAUGAAGUCAUUUUCUUUGAAGA
Helianthus annuus (common sunflower) is the source of this 2196-nucleotide messenger RNA. RefSeq lists its product as uncharacterized. Lineage: Eukaryota; Viridiplantae; Streptophyta; Magnoliopsida; Asterales; Asteraceae. Bases 99 to 1949 code for a protein of 616 amino acids. The record is from RefSeq and is a predicted model, not a curated record. The transcript is spliced from 5 exons.